AGACUAACAAUCAAAUCGAUGUGUCCAAUGGAUUUGCAUCACUUCCCUAUGGAUAAGCAAAGUUGUCCACUUAUAUUCGGCAGCUACAGCUAUCCAAUCGAUCAGAUUAUGUACAGUUGGGAUAAGAGUCCGGUCAGUUUUGGUGAACUAUCAAUGUCUCAGUUUGAUUUAGUCACCACUCCUCACAGGAACGGAACCGUUAAAUUUCAAAGAGGCAAUUAUUCAAUGCUCCAGCUCAAUUUUAAUUUGCGCCGGCAUGUGGGCUAUUUUCUAAUCCAGAUAUACGUUCCCUGUUCUCUCAUUGUGGUUCUGUCGUGGGGAGGCGACUGCAGCUAUGCGACGGCAUUGGAUUGGUUCACAAUAAUGUGCUUUCUAUUCGUUGUGUUCACACUAUUAGAGUUCGCUGGCGUCCACUUCUUCACGAAAGUGGGAACCGGAGAGGUGCCGUUCGUGGAGAGGAUGGAUGAGGAUUGGGCUCAAGACCAGUACGAAGACACAGACAAUGACAAUCCGCUCCACAUUAUAGCCCCACCGAAAGCUUAUCAAACCGAUGAGAGAAAGAAAUCAGUGAAUCGUAUGAAGGAUUAUAAGUCUUAG
Medioppia subpectinata is the source of this 597-nucleotide messenger RNA. Lineage: Eukaryota; Metazoa; Arthropoda; Arachnida; Sarcoptiformes; Oppiidae. The record is from the annotation of a GenBank genome assembly.